Sinocyclocheilus grahami is the source of this 1042-nucleotide messenger RNA. RefSeq lists its product as uncharacterized. The record is from RefSeq and is a predicted model, not a curated record. Gene Ontology annotation, molecular function: transmembrane signaling receptor activity. NCBI's taxonomy places the organism in Eukaryota, Metazoa, Chordata, Actinopteri, Cypriniformes, Cyprinidae. Bases 90 to 1031 code for a protein of 313 amino acids. The transcript has 5 exons. Gene Ontology annotation, cellular component: plasma membrane.
AAGAGGAAGUAACUAAAGCAGACAGAUGUAGAGACAGAGAGAUUCACACAGAGAUCAUUCAGCAUAAAGAAGACUGAACUCAACUCACAAUGAAGAUCCUCCUCAUCUUCCUCACUUUCUACCUGAUCUCAGGUGAGAGCUUUUCUCUUUCAUCACUGCACGUCACGGGAUAUUCUGGAGCAAGUCUUCUGGUUGAUUCUGGGAAACUUUGGUUCCGUGCAAAUGUUAAAUGCAUGAAUAAAUUACCCGAGUGGACAAACAUAAUGAAUAAUACGAAGCAUGACAAAUGGAUCAGUGUUGGAAAAUUCACAUUGUUUCAAAAUAAUGAGGGAAACCUCACGAUCUACAUCAGAGAUUUGAAGGAGCAUGAUGCUGGAGGAUACUGGAUUGGUGUUCUUUACAAGUGGGGUAUAGAUAUGACUUUACAUGUGGAAGAAGAUUUGUAUUGUAAAGUGUCAAAGAGAGUGAUGGUGAAUACUGGAGAAACUGCCAAUUUCAGCUGUGAAUAUUCACAGAAUCAUAUUAAUAAAGUAAAGAUCAUAUUCAAAGAAGAAAAAGACUCCAUUGAGACGAUUUACAGCAGAUGGAAGAAGAAAGAAAGAUUCAGUAUUUCUGAUGACAAACAUAAACACAUCUUCAGUGUGAGAAUCACUGCUGUGACACCAGAUGAUGGAGGAGUUUAUUUAUGUGGAGUUUGGAUCAACAGAGACUCGUACAGUUACUCCAUUAUUAACACUGUUCAUCUACAUAUUAUGAAUUUCUCCAUGAUCAUCAUUAUUAGUGUGUGUGUGAUUCUGCUGCUGAUCGGUGGAUUCACUUUGACUGUGUGCAAAUUAAGACACAAGAGACGAGAUCCCGGAUCAGUCCAAAGUCAUGAUGAAUUACCCACAAUCCCCUCUGAUGGGCUCCUGUACGCUGCUGUCAGUUUCCAGAGGCAUGAAGAGUCUCUCAGUGACGCUACAGUCAGACUCAGUAAUGAGGAGAUUCACUCUGAUUACACCACAGUCAUUUACCACACGAGACUCAACUAACUUAGAUCAAA